AUGUGGGAAUGUGACGUCCCAUGUCAGCGAACGGCCUUGAGACCACUGGACAAUUGUGUAACUGUCAGAAAUAGACUAAACUUACUAUCAGAUUUAAGCCCAGAGACUCUUUUAUGGCUGGCCAACAUAACUUUUGAACUGACCUACAACCCACCCGACCCCCGAGUGAUCCAGUUAAUCGAUGACGUCACGAACAACAACAGCGAAACUAAAGCGCUACUCUCACCAAUUUCCGGCUCUAGGGAAAAGUUAAAACACCCGGCACAUCCCUAUUCCGACCCGGAAGUACCGUCAUUACGAAGCCAAAGACUACAAAUGGGGAGAGGCCAGAUUAAUCCCGCGGUGGUCAACUACAAGAAAUUAUUUUCUUUUUCCGGGUCUCCUGAUCACAAAUUUUUUUCUGUUUUAUUUGGAUCAAAUGAAUAUAUUAAAUUGAAUUGA
This is a messenger RNA of Helobdella robusta, 441 nucleotides long. RefSeq lists its product as hypothetical. Lineage: Eukaryota; Metazoa; Annelida; Clitellata; Rhynchobdellida; Glossiphoniidae. The transcript has 3 exons. The record is from RefSeq and is a predicted model, not a curated record. Bases 1 to 441 code for a protein of 146 amino acids.